Molecule: messenger RNA, 10762 nt
Organism: Oryzias latipes (Japanese medaka)
Lineage: Eukaryota; Metazoa; Chordata; Actinopteri; Beloniformes; Adrianichthyidae
Gene: nbeal1
Product: neurobeachin-like 1
Biological process (GO): intracellular protein localization
Cellular component (GO): cytosol; membrane
Molecular function (GO): protein kinase binding
Source: RefSeq, a predicted model, not a curated record
UUGCGUUUAUCGACAUUUUUAGAUGUUUAUGUGGAAUGUUUCGCCUUCAUUAGGGCUUGUACGGUACUCGUAGACGGAAAAAGUGAGUCGGACAAGGCGGCUUGUCUCACGGAGAGGAGGAGAUAAGAGAAGCACUUCAGGAAAUCCAUUCAAGGAAAUCUGAGUUUGGAAGGGCAGGCCUUGCUGCUCCCCAGGAAUUGCCCAGUUUUUUUUCUUUCUCCUCCGUCAUGGACUAAAUCCUGGAGGAAUUGUCCUGUCACAGGUUUCCUUUAAAGGGAGUACCACACUUUUGUCAGAGCCGGACAGCCCAAAUGCUUGUUGGACAGAGCCCGGCUCGUGAUCGGAGGCCAUGAAGCAGCCAGGGAAGUGACCCGGCUGGACCCCUGCCCCGGUUGGUGCCACUGUGGCACCAUGGCAUCCAACGAGAGAUUGUACGAAGUCUGGAUGCUUUACGUCAACAAGAGGGAUCCAGACUACCUGAAGAUAUGGAUGGAGAACUUCAUCAGCUCCUAUGAGCAAUGCCUUGAUGUGGACUUUGAAAAACCACCUUCCAGGCCGGAAGACGUCCCCCCGGUUCUAACGCUGCUUCCGGACAACAUCCUGCAGGUCCUGCGGCACCAGCUGCUGCAGUGCGUGCAGAAAGCCUCCGACGGCCUGGAGCCAGAGCAGCAACACCUGGCUCUGCUGCUGCUCAAGUUCCUCAUCGUCAUCUGCAGGAACUUGUCCAACGUGGAAGAGAUCGGCACUUGUUCCUACAUCAAUCACAUCAUCACCAUGACAACACUAUACAUUCAGCAGCUCAAGAGCCGGACCAAAGAGAAGGAGAUGGUCGACCAGAGUCAGGCGGAGGAGUUUGUCCGUCACGCCUUGGCCUUCUGCGAGAGCCUCUACGACCCGUACCACAACUGGAGGCACCGAACGUGCGGGGAGCAGCUGGGUACUGUGGAGAGGAGCAGGCAGAAGUACAAAGCAGCUCCCCUCACUGUGGAGUUUGUUCCUUUCUUUUACCAGUGCUUCCAAGAAAGCGAGCACCUGAAGGAGAGUCUGAAAUGCUGCUUACUUCACCUGUUUGGAGCCAUAGUAGCUGGAGAUCAGAGGAACGCCCUGCUGGCCAUCUCCCCGGCCACCAUGGAGGUGUUGAUGCGGGUGUUGGCUGACUGCUCCACCGGCGGCUGCUCCGCAGACGAGGCGGAGGACUGGGACAGCGAGGCCCCCGACCGGAAGGCCCUGCUGACCCUGGGCUGCCUUAGGGAGGUGGUGCAGCGCCUCCUGGCUUCCAGCUCCGACCAGCGGCAGGUGGAAAUCGCCUCCGUUCUGGAAAACUACUUCAAGCUGCUGAACUCUGACCCCGCUGCCGUGGUCGCCGCCCGCCAACAGCAGCAAACUAAAGGCAGCGGUCCAACUUUAGGCCGACACUGGGAGAGUCGGUUUGUGGCACUACAGAUUCACAUGCUAGACACCAUCAGGGACAUGUUCCUGUGCUCAGACAGGCCGGUGUUACAGGCCAUCUUCCUCAACAGUAACUGUUUCGAGCAUCUAACCCGACUGCUGCAGAACAGCAAGCUGGUUAACGCUAGGUGCACCGCUGCAGACAAGGACCAGAAAGAUAUUACCAACAACAUGUUACAGACAGGAGAGGGGGACACUCAGGUUUUUCAGGGGCGUCUCGACUCCCUUGCUGUAGCUACUAUCAAAGCCCUCACAACAGUGAUGCAUAAUUCCCCAGCUGCAAAGGAGGUUUUUAAGGAGAGGAUUGGUUAUAACCACUUGUAUGAAGUACUUUUGUCACUGGGGCAGCCAUCCCGACACCUUCUCAAAGAGCUGAUGAACAUGGCUGUGGAAGGUGAGCAUACCUCAGUGGGUCUCCUGGGCAUCAGUAAUGUUGAGCCGUUGCUGCUUCUGGUCCAGUGGCUCCCCGAUCUGGAUUCGCCAGAGCUCCAGCUCUUUACAGCUGACUGGCUCCGCCGCCUCACCUGCCUCAACCGCCAGACUCGUGCGACCUGCGUCAACGCCGCCAUGGUCAUGCGAGCUUUAGCCGCUCUAGAGCAGCAUGAACGGCUACACAGAGCUUGUGCCGAGAGCCUCUUUGGGUUAGUUGGCUCUCUAGGCUCGCAGUCUUUAGGUGCCAGGGAGCUGUUGGAAUUUCUCCGGCUCCUUCGACCGUCAGAGUCCAACCCAGCCCACCCGUAUGUUGGUCCAGCCCUGAGAGCCCUCCUGGUGAUGGUGCGGAAGCAGGGGCUUGAGAGCGCCAUGCAGUACUUUGAUCUGUCGCCCAGUAUGGCCGGCAUUUCAGUCCCAACGGUGCAGCGCUGGCCCGGAACUGCCUUCAGCUUCAUCGCUUGGUUUUCUCUUGACCAGGACCAGCUGGGCCCAAUCAGUAAAGACAAGCGGAAGCAGCUUUACAGCUUCUUCACUCCUGGAGGAACUGGGUUUGAAGCCUUUAUCAGCUCAGCAGGUGUUCUGGUGGUGGCUGUGUGCACAAAGAAGGAAUACGUUACUGUUAUGCUGCCAGACUACUGCUUCUGUGACUCCCUCUGGCACAGCAUCAGUGUGGUUCAUAUCCCUGGAAAGAGACCGUUCGGACAGAGUCUCGUCUACAUUUAUGUGGACGGGCAGCAGAAACUGUCCGCUCCCCUCAAGUACCCAACCAUGACCGAGCCUUUCACUUCCUGCUGCAUCGGCUCAGCAGGCCACCGCACCACCACUCCCCCACCCUCCCAAAUACCAGACCCUCCCUUCUCCUCAACCAACACGCCAAACACCCGCUCCUCCCUGGGCGGUAUCUUGUCACCGCAGAGCUGGGGUGGGUUGUUAGGCGGAAAGCCAGAGUCCGUCACUAAGUUGAUCUCAGCUGGGACCCAAGACAGCGAGUGGGGAAGUCCGACAUCCCUGCAGGGUCAGCUCGGGAGUGUCAUGGUGUUUCACGAACCCCUGCAGCCCAACCACAUCAAAGCAAUCUGCACCGCCGGUCCAAAUUGCAUCUCUCCAUUUAAAACCCAGGAAUCCGAACUGGGUGACCUUUCAAGCAAAUUACUGCUCCAUUACUCACCCAAGGCCUGCAGGAACCCGAUCUGCCUCGACCUGUCUCCAAACGCGCUGCAUGGCCGCCUGACAGGAAACAAAGUUGUCAACUGGGACAUCAAGGAUGUGAUCAGCUGCGUGGGGGGCCUGCCGGUCCUCUUCCCAAUUCUGGAGCAGCUGGCUCUGGUGACCCCUGACCAACAAAGCGCCGAUCCCGCCGCUGGAUCGGACUUCAUCACGCCUGAUGUGACCACGCCAGCUGAUGGAGACUGGGUCAUUCUCCCGUCAAACAGAGCUUCAGAGGCUCGUCUGGAGAAGAGUCUGGUGGCUACUUUCCUUUUGGUGCUGAAGCACUUCCUGCAGAGACACCCGGUCAACCAGGAGACUCUUCUCCAUUCGUACGGUGUUGGAACACUUGGAGCCCUGCUGCAAAAGCUUCCAGCCGGUCAUGUGGACGUGAGCGUGCUGGUUGCCACGCAGCUGCUGAUCGAGCAGGUGACCCAGGAGAGGAAUCAGGCUCUGCUGCAGCAGCUCCAUGUACAUCUGCUCUUCAAUUUCAACAUCUGGAGCAAAGGGGACUUCCCUCUGCGCAUAGGUCACAUCCAGUACAUGUCCACUGUCAUUAAGGACGACAGGAAGCAGUUCAGGAGGAAGUAUGGCGUUCAGUUCCUGUUGGACACCGUGCGCCUCUAUUACGGAAAAAACGCUAAUAAAGAGAACGACUUUGGCGAGGACGAUGUUCGCGCCAUCCGGGCGUCUCUGUGCGGCUUGAUCAAGUACUACAUCAGCAAGAGCAUGUCGCAGGAGGAGAUGCACAGCAUUCUGGGAUACAUUGCUGCCAUAGGCGAUGAAGAGCAACUCUGUUGUGUCCUGGAGCUGCUACUCAGCCUGCUGCAGAGCAGUCCGGCCAAAGACCAGCUCUUCCUGCACCUCUUCGAGCCCACGGCCGCAGACUCGUGCUACGCUCUGCUGCUCAAUAACAAGCACUCGGAUCGACUCAGAGAGCUCGUCUUCAAACUUUUUGAGCGCAUGCUGCGCUGCGACCGCGUUUACGAGAAGAACAAGCAGCGGCUACGCCUGAGAGAAGCCGGUUACUCCAGCCUGUCGCUGCUCUUCUCCGAGCUUCACAUCACGCCAACGUUGGUCCGCUGCCUCCUCAAUCAGAUCCUCCACACAGAUCAAGUGGUCAACUAUAAGGACCUGAUGGCUCUGGUCCAGCUCACUCACCGGGCCGGGCCCAAUGUGCGGCUCAUAGUCUGCAAACGGGUGUACCAGCUGCUCCAGUCCCAGCAGGAAGCUGCAGUCCAGAUCUCUAAGCAGCAGUGCUGGCAGGACACCCUCAUGCGUCUGUUUCUACGGGGCGAAGGCUCCCUGCCGCUGCGCAGCUCCGACACCAUCAGCGCGUGCAGCUUGGACCUGAACCGGAUGAGCGGCGGCAGCGCCAACCGCCUGGAGCUCCCCCUGGAGAGGAGGGGGCGGGCAGGCAGCGCCGGGCGCUUGGACCGGCCCGAGGACGACUGGCUCAGCCUCGGGGACACUCGCUCCGUCGACAGCCUGGAGAGCGGAGACGUCAUCUCCCUGUUGGACACGCCGUCCUCCUCCGCCUCCACCACCGAGCCGCAGCUACAAGGCAAGCCGUGGGUGGUGGGCAAGUCCGGGGGCUUGGUCCUGGAUCUGUCUCACAUCCAAGCGUACGAAGGAGCGGAGAGCGGCAACCAGACCCCUGGGAGCAUGCCCAGUACGCCAUCGCCACUGGAAACCUCCAAGCCGUUUCCUGGGAGUUCUGGCGAUCGAGAUCCAGCUUCCUCUCAGGUUGAGGACAACUUCCUGUUUAGUGACAACAUCUCCCUGGGGGAGUCCUUCAACAGCGCAGAGAGGGCAGAGGAGGAACUGUGCGGCAUGUUGCUGGAGAUCGUCCUGUGCGUGAUGUGGCGAGGCGUGGAGGGCUCCGAUGACUCGGCGUGGCUGGAACGCGGCCAGGUCUUCUCGGCCCUCACCAAACUGGGAACUGCCAACGAGCUGCUGCUUCCCGUCGAUCGGAUCAAGCUCAGUUUGAUGGAGCGGAUGUUGGAGUCGGCGGUGAGCGACAACCGCGAGACGUCGACGGCCAUGUUGCCUCAGCACACGGAAAACGCAGUGCGGUUGCUCCACAUCGUGCAGGACUUCCUGCAGACAGAGGGCAUGGUCAACCCGGCGCUGUGGACGGAGAAGGUGCUGGAGGAGGCUGUGACCCUCAUGGACUGCCUCAUGGUGUGGUACUCCGCCGGUACUCAGUGGUUCCAGCUCUCUCAAGUUGGGCUGAGACUUCUGCUGGGCUUCAUGGCUCAAGACGACCUCCAGGUCUGCGCCAUAGCCACCGCUAAGCUAAACGGCAUCCUGCAGACUAAGGAGGUCUCCAGCCAGGACGAGGCCUGCUACCUGCUGGGGAAGGUGGAGGUCAUCCUGCGGCGUUCCAUCCAGGAGCAGUCCGAGGAGAUCUACUCCUUCCUGGUCCCACUGCUGCGAACGCUCCUCCUCAAAGUCCACCGCCUGCUCUACAUGGAGCUGCACCUGCCCCAGCUUCCCGACACCAACGGAAGCCCCUCCUUCUUCGAGGACUUCAAGCUUUACUGCGACUCUCCGGAGUGGCGUGUCUACCUCGACAAAUAUAUUAUUCCAUACAUGAAGCAGUACGAAAUCGAGACUUUCAGCCAGGGUUAUGAGAGCAUGGCACUCUACUGGAAGGAGUGCUACGAGGCCUUCAUGGUCAGCCUACACAAGAGGGAGCGGGAGCGUGGCGAGAGCAAGAUCCGCUUCCAGGAGCAGUUUGUGGAGCCGUUCUCUCGACGAGGCCGUCAGGAGAACCUGCGCUACAACAGCAUGCUAAAGCAGCAGCACAGUCAGAACAGCGCCACCCUCAGGCAGUGGAAGGCAGCCCGACGGAGUCUGGUUUGUGAGCGAGGACCUUGGGCUGACCGGCUGCAGGAUAAAAUGCACUGGAGAGUGUCCAGCGCAGAGAACUUCUCCCGCAUGAGGCUGAAGCUGGUCCGGAACUACAACUUCGAUCCUCAUACAGAGGCCAGCGCCCUGAGGGACAACCUGGGUGUCCAUCAGCAGCGCGUGAACCCCGAGUCUCUGCUGCUGGAGGCCGUGAAGCAGGUCAAAGUCAGCGACCUGGAAGACGACAUCCUGGAGCUUCCGGAAGACGAUCCCUCUGUCGCCAACAACCAGGCGGAGGCGGAGGAGGCUGGCCAGAAGGAGAAGCUGGUGUUGUGGGAGGACUGUGAGCUGGUGACGGUGGUGGAUGUGGUCCCCGGCCGCCUGGAAAUCACAACCCAGCACAUCUACUUCUACGACAGCAGUCCGGAGAAGGAGGAAGGAGAGGGCCACGACUUCAAAUGGCCGCUGUCGCAGAUCCGAGAAGUUCACCUCAGGCGUUACAACUUGCGGCGCUCAGCGCUGGAGAUCUUCCUCAUCGAUCAGACCAAUUAUUUCCUCAAUUUUAAAAAAGAGGCGAGGAACAAAGUCUACAGCCGCAUGUUGCUGCUGCGCUCGCUCAGCCUGUACGGAACCAGAUCGCCACAGGAGCUCCUCAGAGCCUCAGGCCUCACGCAGAAAUGGGUAAACCGGGAGAUUUCCAACUUUGACUACUUGAUGCAGCUCAACACAAUUGCCGGCAGGACCUACAACAACCUGGCUCAGUAUCCAGUGUUUCCCUGGAUUUUAGCAGACUACACUUCAGAUGAACUGGACCUGUCCGAUCCGCGGGUUUUCAGAGAUCUGUCGAAGCCGGUGGCCGUGCAGAACGAACGCAACGCCAAGGCUGUGAGAGAAAAGUAUGAAAGCUUCGAAGACCCCACUGGUACCAUAGACAGAUUCCACUACGGCACUCAUUACUCAAACGCUGCAGGAGUGAUGCACUACAUGAUCCGGGUGGAGCCCUUCACCUCCCUGCACAUCCAGCUGCAGAGUGGACGGUUUGAUUGCGCCGACCGGCAGUUCCAUUCCAUCCCUGCCACCUGGCAGACCCUCAUGGACAACCCCAACGACGUCAAGGAACUCAUACCCGAGUUCUUCUACUUCCCAGAGUUCCUGGAGAACCAAAACGGCUUUGACUUGGGGCGUCUGCAAAUCUCUAAAGAACGAGUGAACGAUGUUAUCCUACCCAAAUGGGCCAAAUCCCCAGAAGACUUCAUCUACAAGCACCGGAAAGCUCUGGAGUCGGAGUACGUGUCUGCUCACCUUCACGAGUGGAUCGACCUGAUCUUCGGUUACAAACAGAGAGGCCCUGCAGCUGUAGAGGCUCUCAACGUCUUCUACUACUGCACAUAUGAAGGAGCGGUGGACUUGGACGCCAUCACCGAUGAAAAGGAGCGCAAGGCUUUGGAAGGGAUGAUCAGCAACUUCGGUCAGACUCCCUGCCAGUUACUGAAGGAGCCCCACCCGGUGCGACUGUCCCUGGAGGAAGUGGAGAAAAGGAAGUCCCAACUGGACACAUGUCCUCUCAGCAUGUUUGAACACCUCAGCAACCUCAAGUCCUUCUUUGUUGAGGGCAUCUGCGAUAACGUCCCGCUGGUCAAAGCCGUGGUGCCAAAGAAUCAGUCGCAUUCCUUCAUCAGCCAAGGGAGUCCCGACACCAUGGUGACGGUGAGUCAGAACUGCCUGGUUGGGACUCACGGGUGGCUUCCUUACAACAAGAGCAUCUCCAACUACUUCACCUUCAUUAAAGACCCCGCAGUGUCCAACGCCAAAACCCAGCGUUUCCUGUCGGGACCCUUUGCUCCGGGCGUGGAGGUAGCACCGGGGCUGUUUGUCGUCUCCCACGAUGGGAAGUUGCUCUUCAGCGGCGGACACUGGGACAACAGCAUUCGGGUGACGUCGCUGGUCAAAGGCAGGACGGUGGCGCAGCACAUCCGGCACAUGGACAUCGUGACCUGCCUGUCAACAGACCACUGCGGCAUUCACCUGAUCUCAGGCUCUAGAGACACCACCUGCAUGGUGUGGCAGGUUCUGCAGCAGGGUGGUGCUCCCGUGGGUCUCCAUCCCAAACCCAUUCAGGUGCUGUACGGUCACACAGAUGAGGUGGUCAGCGUGGGGGUCAGCACAGAGCUGGACAUGGCUGUGUCCGGAUCCCGGGACGGUACGGUGAUCAUCCACUCGGUGCGUCGUGGACAGUACAUGCGCUGCCUGCGUCCUCCGUGCGACAGCUCCCUACCGCUGUCCAUCCUUCACCUGGCCGUGUCCUGGGAGGGCCACCUGCUGGUCCACACCUGCUUGGAGGGCAAAGCCACUCUCAAGGAUAAAAACACCCUCCAUCUCUACUCGGUGAACGGGAAGCACCUCUGCAGCGAGCCUCUGAAGGAGCAGGUGACGGAUAUGUGUGUUUCAGGGGAGCAUGUGGUCAUCGGCAGUGAGCAGGGAUACCUGUCCAUCCGUGACCUCUACAGCUUGUCUCUGAGCGCGGAGCCCAUGGCCAUGCGCGUCCCCGUGCGCUGCGUCUCCGUCACCAAGGAGCAGAGCCACGUACUGGUGGGCCUGGAGGACGGGAAGCUGAUCAUCGUGGGCGUGGGAAAGCCGGCGGAGGUAAAGAACUCUCUGCGGAACUACAUCGCUCAGAGCCUGGAGGCGUCCCCUCUCAUGGCUUCCCCCCUGCUGGCCCCCCUCCGAGCCCGCUCACCGACCCGGCUGCUCCACCAGCGGGACCAGCUGGUGUUCAGCCACGCUUCUUGCUCACCGAAGCACUAAACGCCGCAGACACCCGCCUCUUUGAUUUAUUACCCGCCCCCUUUCAGUCGUUCUGCGUCACUUUGACUAAAUCUCUGAGCCACAAAAGAUACAGCACUGAACCGAUUCCUUGGCAGUUCGGUUACCUGAACCUGCUGUUGAUCUAAAGGUCAUUGCACUCUUUCAAUCAAAAAAUUAUGCUGUGAAACAUGUAAAGCUCCUGUAAUCUCAAGCCAUAUGACCAAUCCAGUAAUAUUCUUGUGCCAAAGUAGUAUUUCUGUAGAUACUGUACUCAACUUUUGUGUUGUUGUUUUUUUUUAUCAUUUAUUGCCUCAAAAAUCAAUCAAACCACUCAUAAAUCAUUGCACCUCCCUUUUUUUUUGUUUUUUUUUAUGCUGCACCCCCCCCCCUUUCCUUUCCCUCCCUCCACUUUCUUCCUCCUCUCCUUCCUUUUUCCCAGAUGCGCUCCUCUCGGAAGCUUUGGGGCGCCAAUAAGAGGCUGACCCAGAUCUCCUCGGGGGAGACCGUUUACAACACCCAGCAGGACAACAACUGACCACCCCCACACCCCCCCAACUCCCUCUUCUGGGACCCUGAACACCCCCCCUCCCCUUGCACACGUUCUCCUCUCCCUCCUUUUUUUUUUUUUUGAUCUGUUCAUCACCAAGCAGGUCGCAUCUUUUUCGGUUUCUUUCCGGAAGUCUCAUCAUUUGUGGGUUUCUUUGAGCUUGCGACCGUAAGGCGCGGGCGCCACGGUAACGCAGCAUCUCUUCGCAUCCCCAUGCAGUUUGUUGCCAGGGUUUUGUCUGUUAUUACACUUAUAAGUGGCCUUUUUCUGUUCUUUGUUUUUAUUUUUUAAAAUCCCUUCCAGUUUGAAGGUGGGGGGGGGGGGGUGCUGACAGGCCAGCCUGUUAUCUCAGUGCUGCCCCCUGGCGGCCUUAUGCAGUAAUACAACUCCACGACUUGGCGACCAAACUCUCUGCCUUUCUUUAUGGUUUCAUAUUUAUUUUUCUUUGCUUUUUUUUAAAUAUUAUUUUAAAGAAUGCAUGUUCUCCAUGAAAAAGCUUAAAGAUAUGAUAACGGUUGAAAAGUUUGUUUUUUGUGAGAUUAUUUGUGUUUUUAGUAAAUUACCAAUAGUUGCACACUACACACUCAGACACAGCAAGCUUCACAUGCAGAUUAAGUCGCAAUUGUUUGGAAAAGUUACUUGAAUCUUUUUAUUUAUAAGUAGUUUUUUUUUCAUCACUUUGUGGUUUGAAGUCUCCAGGAUAUUUAUGACUAUUUUGACUGUUCACAAAGAAGGAAAAAGCCUGAAAUACCCAAGGGCUCCAGAGAUGUCAGUGUUAACAGCAAUACGUCUUUUGUUUUUUGUCUUCCUGCAGCUGAACCCGGACGGUCAGUAGAACCAGACUUCUAACUCUUCCUCUUGAGGUUUUUGACUGAUUUUUUAGAGAGUUUUAUUUAGGAGACAUUAAGGAAGGAUUCUACCAGAUUAUGGGAAUGAAGAGAUUUCCAGAAUACCUUUUAUUUAAAUGAAACACUAAGAUGGUUUGGAGACCAGCAUGUGUCUGUCUUUUAUGCCUUUUUUUUAAUUCAUAAAACAAGUACAAAAACAACUUUUUUUUAUGUUUUUUUCUUUUUUUUGUUGACUCACUACUGCAACAGACUGAGUGCCUUUAUCCCGGAGUGCUGUCAACACAGAGCUAGAUUGUUGUUAAACUUCCUGUCCCCAAAAAGGAACCAUCUGAAAGCAGCAUUCCGCUUGUAAAGGGUCCACAUUAGCCGUGGAUUCAGAACUUCAGAAAAAUCUAGAUUAUUAUAGUUAUUUUUUGUUGUUGUCGGAUAUGUGUGUACAACUGUGAUUAUUUAUGAAUUCAGUAUAUAUAUUGUACAGCAUGAUUUUUAUUUUGACAUGUACUUUUGCACUUUCCAGGUACUACAUUGUAACAAAUUGUUUUAACUUUUUGCUCCUUAUUCUGUACAAAUGGCUUUGUAUACACACACGUGGAAAUGAUCAUUAAAGUCUUGUCUGAAUUUA